Messenger RNA from Aureococcus anophagefferens, 1271 nucleotides. RefSeq lists its product as hypothetical. The annotation marks the transcript as partial. The transcript has 2 exons. The record is from RefSeq and is a predicted model, not a curated record. NCBI's taxonomy places the organism in Eukaryota, Pelagophyceae, Pelagomonadales, Pelagomonadaceae.
AUGCGACCCUACGGCGCCCCGGGCGGCGACCCCGGCGCCGCGCCCCCGGCGCCGGGCAUGCGGCCGCACGCGCAGCCCUGGUCCGGCCCCGAGGAGCCGCCCUUCGCCGACCAGUUCUCCGCCCUGUCGCUCGCGUCGAGUUGGCGGCCGACGGCGGCGGCGGCGCCGCCGCCGCCGCGGCCCGCGCCGGCGGCGGACGUCUGGCGCGCGCCGCCGGCGGCGCACGCGCCGCCGCCGCCCCUGGGCCUCCUCGCGCCGUCCGUGCUCGAGCGGGCCGCCGCCGACGACCCCCGGGACUUUUACGGUUCUUUCGCGCCGCCCGCGGCGGCCGCGGCGCCCCAGCCCGGCGGCGGCGGCGGCGGCGGCGCGCUCAGCGGCGAGGAGGCGUCGCUCGCCGCCUACGUCACGGGCCUGCCCGUGGCCAUGCGGCCCUGGGAGCUCGCGGCGGCCUUCCGCGACUGCGGCGCGGCCCGCGCGGAGCUGCUGCCCAUCAAGUUCCCGGGCAAGGGCACGCGCAGCGGCCUCGUCGUCUUCGCGACGCCCGAGGGCAUCCAGGCCGCCCUCGCGCGGUCCCCGCUCAGCGUCGCCGGCGCGAAGCUCGUCUGCCGCCGCUUCGGCGGCGGGAGGCCCGCGGCGGGCGGCGCGACGAUCUCCCGCGACGAGCGCCAGGCGCUGAGCCGCCAGGGCGUCCUCAUCUUCGUCGGCUCCAUCCCGACGAACGCGACGGACGUCGAGGUCAAGGCCGCCUUCGGCGUCUUCGGCAACGUCGUCCGCUGCUGGUCGUUCCUCACGACGUCCGGCCAGCAGGACCUCCUCUGCGCCUUCGUCGUCUUCGCGGACGUGGCCUCGGCGAAUCGCGCCGUCGACAGCCACCGCGCCGGCGGCCGCGUGGCCAUCGGCGGGCGCUUCGUCGUCAUCGAGCGCCCCUCGGGCUCCGAGGCGCCCGGCGCGGGCCGCGGCGACCUCGGCGUGCCCUACGACGCCGCGGAUCGCGUCGUCCGCGCCGCCGCGUCGACGCCGUCCCUCGAGCCGCAGACGGCGCGGGGGAUCCACCCGGCGACGUGCUGCCCCCUCACGGGCCGGGUCAUGCGCGACCCCGUCGUCGCCGCGUGCGGCAACUCCUUCGAGCUCGAGGCCAUCGCCCACUGGCUCGCGCGCAACGAGACGUCGCCGGUCACGCAGGAGAAGCUCGCGUCCAAGCUCCUCUUCCCCAACGCGGCGCUGCGCAGCAUCAUCCGCGCGGGCCAUCGGCCCUAGAGUCCGCGCGCCGC